GAAUUUUGUGUGUUUGGAAUGCUUGAACACUAUCUCGAGCUUUGAAAUUUAGAGUUUUUGGCAACGCUGAUGUGUUUCUAUGAUAUGUGGCUUAUCAUUGAUUUGCAAUGGCCUUUACUGUUAGUUUUUCUAGUUAUUGGGUUGAAUAUGGUCUAUGUUUACUUGCAACUAACAGGAUUGGAGUUUACGAGUUAUUGUGGUUGAAUUGAACAGCUUGAGGCUUGUUUUAACUUUUGCGUACUGUAGAUUUUGUUGAUUUUUUUUUAAAAUUAUUUUAAUCGACAGGUUGGUGACAAACAUAUAAAAAUGUUUGAAUUUCAGUGUUUUCCUGGCUUAAACACUUCAUGGAUUUUGGAUUGUUGCAUUUUUUUUCCUUCCGGAAAUACAUAGAUAAUCUCGAUGUUGCUAUCACAGGUUACAGCUUCAGAAGUGGUUGAUUUAGACACUAAAACAAGCUGUUGAGGGAAAACCCUUGGCACUUAUGCAUCUUUGCAACUGGUUUUGAAAAUGGCGGGAAAUGCGAGAUUUGAGUCAACCUCAGGCAGUCCAGAACUGGGGUUUGUCGGCAACUAUCCAAACGGACCAAGAGGGAGUUACCCUGGUCUGAGUUUGGACAGGUCUGGAAGCUUUCGAGAGGGUGGUGAAAGUCGGGUGUUUGGUUCUGGGACCGGUAUAUCUCGGGCAAGUGGAGGGAAUUUACCUCCCUUGUCACAAUGUCUGAUGUUAGAGCCUAUUAUAAUGGGUGAUCAAAAGUAUACACGGUCAGGUGAACUAGAACUAAGGAGGGUUCUGAACAUUUCUGUUGGGAGUGCCUCGGAAGAAAAUUCUUUUGGAGUUGCUCAUUCUAGGCCUACACCUCUGGUGGCCACGGAGGAACUAAAGCGUUACAAAGAAAGUAUCUUAGAUGCCAAUAACAAGGCCAGGGGUAGAGGGAAAAAAUUAGAUCAACAUUUGCUUAAAUUGAACAAGUAUUUUGAAGCUGUGAACUCCAAGAAGCAGCAAAGGAAUGAGUUUUCAACAAAUGAACGAUCAGGUGGAUUGAACUUGAAGAUGGGAACCCAGAUCCAUCGAAACCCUCCAGAUCUUGCUGCUCAAAGAAUUACGGAUCGGGCUAAGAAUGCUGUUCUUAAUAAGCGUGUACGAACAUCAGUGGCAGAAACACAGGCAGAAUUCCGGAGUAAUGGGUUAGCAAGGCAGCCUUUGGUCAUGGCAAAAGAUCGUGAUAUGCUUAAGGAUAUUAGUCCUGGCUCUGAUCUUGUUGAAGAAAAGAUUCGCAGACUGCCUGCUGGAGCGGAAGGGUGGGACAAAAAAAUGAAAAGAAAACGUUCAGUAGGCACAGCUUUCACAAGACCUGUAGAUAGUGAUGGAGAAUUGAAGCGACCUAUGCAUCAUAAGGUUAGCAAUGAAUCUGGCUUGCAAUCUUGUGAUGCCCAUAAUUUCAGAUCAGGAUCUACUAAUGGUAAUAGUGGCACUAACAAGUCAGAUAGCAGUUCUUCGCCUGCUACUUCGUUUGCUCGCACAAUGCCCAAGCAUGAACAGGAAAAGGCCACUAUUACAAGGGAUCUGACAGCUGGAUUGAAUAAGGAAAAACUUCUUGCAAAGGGAAACAAUAAGUUAAAUAUCCGGGAGGACAAUCACAUUGUCAGUCCUAGUCCAGUGACAAAAGGAAAGGCUUCCAGGGCUCCGCGAACAGGCUCUGUAACGGCUGCAAACUCAUCUCCUAAUAUUCCCCGUGUAUCUGGAGCACCUGAGAGCUGGGGACAGCCUUCAAAUGUGAACAAAAUUCAUUCAAUUGGUGGGGCUAACAAUCGCAAGCGUGCUAUGCCCUCUGGAUCAUCUUCCCCAUCCAUGGCUCAGUGGGUUGGUCAGAGACCACCAAAAAUGUCUCGCACCAGGAGAGCUAAUCUGGUGUCUCCAGUCUCAAGCCAUGAGGAAACGCAGAUAUCGUCUGAAGGAUGUUCUCCUUCUGAUUUUGGUAGUAGAAUAAAUUCUAGUGGAACCAAUGGUUUGGUUUUCCCAAGGGGGGUGGCUAAUGGCGCCCAGAAGUUUAAAGUGAAACUUGAAAAUUUAUCAUCCCCUGCCAGAUUUUCUGAAAGUGAGGAAUCUGGUGCAGGUGAAAAUAGAUUGAAGGAGAAAGCUAUGGGUAGUGAAGAAGUGGAGGAAAAAGCUGUUACUGCUGUUCAGAAUGCUGGCACUUCUGUAUUUCUUUCAAAGAAGAGUAAAUCACUUAUUAAGGAAGAAAUUAGUGAUGGUGUGCGGAGACCAGGGCGGAGUGGAAGGGGCUCUUCAUUUUCUAUGGCUAGUAUUUCACCAGUAAGGGAGAUGCUGGAGAAUGCAGCCACAACUAAGCCACUUCGAAGUACGAGGCCUGGCUCUGAUAAGAAUGGAAGUAAGACAGGCCGUCCUUUGAAAAAGCUGUUAGAUCGCAAAGGCUUUUCUCGUCGUGGGCAUAUGUUAAGUAGUGAUUCACCAGAUUUCACAGGGGAAUCAGAUGAUGAUCGUGAAGAACUUUUGGAAGCUGCAAAUUUGGCCCGUAAUGCUAGUUAUCGUGCUUGUUCUAAUUUAUUCUGGAAGAAAAUCGAGCCAAUUUUUGCUCCUGUCAGCUUAAAUGACAUGUCCUACUUUUCCCAACAGGGUGAUAUUGUGCAUGAAGAAAUUUCUGCAUCUGAUAAAAUGGGUUCUGGAGAAAUAGAUAGAAGCCUGCAAACUCAGAUUGAAUCAAAGGAGUCUGCUAGGAUGGUGGAGUUCACUGAUCAAUUUCAAGAUUUUGAUAUUUUGGGUGGAAAAUUAGAUUCAGAAAGUAGCUUAAACAAAGUUAUCCCAUUAUACCAAAGAAUAUUAUCAGCUUUGAUUGUAGAAGAUGAAAUUGAAGAAUUUGAAGAAAAUGACAUGGGAAGAAAUGAUUCACUUCAAUAUGCUCCAAAUGAUAUGCGUUGUGAUGCUGAACCCGGAAAGAGGGAUAGAAUAGAAUUUGAAUGUGAGUCAACAGUUGGUGCUCAAACUUGGAAACAAUGUGCUGGAAACAGAUUUUUUUCUUGUAAUGGGAGUAAUACGCCUUGUAGAAGCCCAGGUGCACGGUAUAUUCCACAGAAUGAUGAACUGUUGCAAGGAGAAAGUGGAUUUGAGCAUUUGGAUGUUGGGGUGUUGUCUGGGCCUUUGGGUAAUGAUCUGGAUGGGCCACAAAUUGUGCAAACCAAUGGUUUCAGCAUAUCUUCCUCUGAUAGCCAAUAUGAGAAAAUGUGUAUGGAAGAGAAACUCUUGCUGGAGCUGCAGAGUAUUGGCAUAUAUCUCGACAGAGUGCCCGAUUUAGAUGACAGAGAGGAUGAAGCUAUCAAUCAAGAAAUUAUUCAGCUGAAGAAGGGAAUUCACCAACAGGUUGGUAAAAAGAAGGCAUGCUUAGAUAAAGUGUAUAAAGCAAUUCAGAAAGGAAGGAGGCAGAAGCACGGGAACUUGAUCAAGUUGCAAUGGAUAGACUUGUGGAGUUGGCUUACAAAAAGCUUUUGGCCACUAGAGGAAGUAUUGCUUCUAAAUGGGGAAUUGCUAAGGUGUCAAAGCAAGUUGGUUUGGCUUUUGCAAGGAGGACUCUUGCUAGAUGUCGGGCAUUUGAAGAUUCAGGAACGAGUUGCUUUAAUGAACCUUCACUUAAGGAUGCACUUUUUGCUGCACCUUGUCAGGGAUCCUUCCACAGCAGUGCCGAGCAGCAUGUUCUUCAUAGGGGUUCAUUAGAUGCAUUUGACAAUUUUACUCAUCAAUCUAAUCAAGUAUUUGCCAAGAACGGACCAAUAUCGAACAGAGGGAAGAAGAAGGAAGUAUUGCUCGAUGAUGUUGGUGGCAGUGCUGCCUUGAGACCACCAUCGACCCUAGCUAGCUCUCUUUUGGGUGGGGCG
Camellia sinensis is the source of this 3887-nucleotide messenger RNA. The record is from RefSeq and is a predicted model, not a curated record. Lineage: Eukaryota; Viridiplantae; Streptophyta; Magnoliopsida; Ericales; Theaceae.